UGUACAUGUAGAAGAUAUCUUCGGUCAUAUCUUGCCACCCUUUCUUCAAUUAAGUAUUAACAGGAAAGCGGAGGUCUAAGAUUCAUAAUAUGGAAUCGGAACAACGACUGACUUACUGCGCUUUCUCGGUAAGAUCAACAGGCCAUUAUUGAGUCAGACGCUAGAGGGCGCUUAAACAUCCAAAUUGUGAGGUUACCAUAAGCAAUAAACACCCCACCGCGCCAAAUAAUUACAUAAAAUAUUAAAGGAUGGAUUCAAUGCCCAGUAGGAUGUGUCCUACUACGUGUUUAUUUCCUUGCACAAGCACUAGGUUUCAGUGUCAAUUUUAAUGAACAUUAUUACUCUCUUAUUAAAUAGCCUACAGGUAUGUCUAUGCUUUGAAUAACACGGUGCGAUUUAUUAAGAUAUGACGAAUAAUUAAAUAGCACGAUACGUGACGCUUUAAGUACGGAGUACAAUUAAUCUUUCAGGUUUUGCAUUUACAAUAUGGUAAUUAUAUCCUCCCACAGUUUACUGCCACUUUGGUGAUGCUGCUGACCCGCGGGAGCAUCGCCGUUUCCAUCAAGAAGUUCUGUCCUUUUUUUUCUCUCCAUGAACACACCCGCCCACUAGAAUCACAGAGCGUUUUUGCAGACCCAGAGUAACAGGAGAGAGAGAGCACGCAAGCCAAUGACCAUGGACCACUGACGCAAGGAGACCGCCUGCGGGCAGUCGGGCAGACCAUUGCUGCCCGACGCACUCCGUGGGAGCAUCCUCACGCAACAGUAUGCAGCGGGACCGGGAUACGCCAUACCGGGCGUGACACGCUUCGCGUUAGUUCUGUCGAAUAAGUUUGUGAAGAUGGGACGCUUCGUCUCCAGAGUUUUGUUUAGUAGAAAGAAGGACUCGAACAGAAACAGGUGAUGGGGCCCUGAGGCUGGGCGGGACGUGAGCUGGCAGCUGGCAGCGAGCCGCCGCGGGCACCAUGGUUUACGGGCAGAUCCUCCACACCAGUGGGACCGAGGAGGAGGGGGGCUCCCUCAACCUCAACGUGGGGGGGUUCAAGCAGAAGGUGGAGCGCAGCACCCUGCUCCGCUUCCCCCAGACCCGGCUGGGCCGGCUGCUGAGCUGCCGGUCCGAGGAGGCCAUCCUGGAGCUGUGCGACGACUACGGCCGCGCCGAGCGGGAGUACUACUUCGACCGGAACCCGCGCUUCUUCCGCUACGUCCUCAACUUCUACCACACGGGCAAGAUCCACCUGAUGGAGGAGCUGUGCAUCAUCUCCUUCAGCCAGGAGAUAGAGUACUGGGGCAUCAAGGAGCUGUACCUGGACUCCUGCUGCAGCAAUAAGUUCCAGGAGCUGCUGGAGUACGCCGGGGAGAGGGACUGGGACCGCCGGAGCGACGACCAGCAGCAGCAGCCCAGCUUCGACUCCUCCAUCGAGGAGCUCUCGACCCUGGACAAGGACCUGGAGAAGUUCGAGGGCGCCUGGUGCUCGGAGGUGCGCAAGAGCAUCUGGCUGCGCCUGGAGAACCCGGGCUACUCGCGCUCGGCCAAGCUGCUGGCGGUGGCCUCGCUGGCCGUGGUGCUCACCUCCAUCGUGGCCAUGUGCGUGCACAGCAUGCCCGAGUUCCAGCAGGUGGACGCCAACGAAAAGGAGGUGGAGGACCCGGUGCUGGCCGUCUUCGAGACCAUCUGCGUGGCCUGCUUCUCCGCCGAGUUCGCCGUCCGCCUCUCCGUCACGCCCUGCGUGCGGAAGUUCCUCUCCAGCCCGCUCAACGUCAUCGACUUCGUCUCCAUCCUGCCCUUCUACGCCACGCUGGCCUUCGAGACCAUGGACGAGGAGAACGAGGACCUGGAGAACGUGGGCAAGGUGGUGCAGAUCCUGCGGCUGAUGCGCAUCUUCCGCAUCCUCAAGCUGGCCCGCCACUCCGUGGGCCUGCGGUCGCUGGGGGCCACGCUCCGCCACAGCUACCACGAGGUGGGCCUCCUCAUCCUCUUCCUCUCCGUGGGCAUCUCCAUCUUCUCCGUCCUCAUCUACUUCGUGGAGAAGGAGUCGGAGGAGUCGGAGCUCCAGACCAUCCCCGUGGGCUGGUGGUGGGCCACCAUCAGCAUGACCACCGUCGGGUACGGGGACACGUACCCCGUCACGCUGGCGGGGAAGCUCAUCGGGACGCUGUGCAUCAUCUGCGGCCUGCUGGUGGUGGCCCUGCCCAUCACCAUCAUCUUCAACAAGUUCUCCAAGUACUACCAGCGGCACAAGGCCAUGGACGCCGACCAGGGCGACGACGACGGCGACGGCGGCGGCGGCGACGUGGGCGGCCGCGACCCCGAUCUUCCGUACUUCAACGUGCGGGACCUGUACGCCCACCGGAUGCACUCCUUCCUCGCCAGCCUCUCGUCCGGCGGCGGUGGCGACAGCGGGGACGACGACACUGACGCCUCCAGCAUCCGCGACGCGGAGGCGGCGUGCGGCGGGGCGGCGACCGCGCCUUGCCGCCAGGGCACCGGGUGA
Anguilla anguilla (European eel) is the source of this 2494-nucleotide messenger RNA. RefSeq names its product potassium voltage-gated channel subfamily S member 3-like. NCBI's taxonomy places the organism in Eukaryota, Metazoa, Chordata, Actinopteri, Anguilliformes, Anguillidae. The record is from RefSeq and is a predicted model, not a curated record. The coding region runs from base 965 to 2494 and encodes 509 amino acids. Gene Ontology annotation, cellular component: membrane; voltage-gated potassium channel complex. Gene Ontology annotation, biological process: protein homooligomerization; potassium ion transmembrane transport. Gene Ontology annotation, molecular function: voltage-gated potassium channel activity; protein binding. The transcript is spliced from 2 exons.